Messenger RNA from Mus pahari (shrew mouse), 2881 nucleotides. RefSeq names its product potassium channel tetramerization domain containing 8 (gene Kctd8). Lineage: Eukaryota; Metazoa; Chordata; Mammalia; Rodentia; Muridae. Gene Ontology annotation, biological process: protein homooligomerization; regulation of G protein-coupled receptor signaling pathway. The record is from RefSeq and is a predicted model, not a curated record. Gene Ontology annotation, molecular function: protein binding. The transcript is spliced from 2 exons. Bases 409 to 1839 code for a protein of 476 amino acids.
AGUAGUUAGCGCCGGCGCCAGCGCUCCCGGCUGAGGCGCGCUGGCUCGCCUGCAGCCGGGGGUGAGUUUUCUUCGCUCGGGCCCCGCCUCCUGCCCUCCCCUCCGAGAGCCGCGCGCAGCCCCCAAACCACCUCUCCAAGUCUCUCGCACACUUGCAGUCGGUCUCCCCAAAGGAGCAGCCUUGCUCGCUCGCGGAGCACCAUUCCUGAGAGUCUCUCCCCGAUGGAGCUCGGGCGCCUCCGACGCCGCUGCUGCCGGGAACCCUGAGCAGCGCCGGGUGCCCUAAGGACCGCGCCGGCCAGCUAGAGAGUGCAGGGCGACCGGGCGCACGCCUAGGACCCGGGACCUCGAGGCUCUGGAAAGCACUCCGUGCGACUCUCCCGGGUCACCUGGCCGGUGGCAGGGACCAUGGCUCUGAAGGACACGGGCAGCGGCGGCAGCACCAUCCUCCCGAUCAGCGAGAUGGUGUCCGCGUCCAGCUCUCCCGGCGCUCCGCUGGCCGCCGCCCCGGGGCCCUGCGCACCGUCGCCCUUCCCCGAGGUAGUGGAGCUGAAUGUUGGCGGCCAGGUUUAUGUGACCAAGCAUUCGACGUUGCUCAGCGUCCCGGACAGCACUCUGGCCAGCAUGUUCUCGCCCUCUAGUCCCCGGGGCGGCGCUCGGCGCCGGGGCGACUUGCCCAGGGACAGCCGCGCGCGCUUCUUCAUCGACCGCGACGGCUUUCUCUUUAGGUACGUGCUGGAUUACCUGCGCGACAAGCAGCUGGCACUGCCCGAGCACUUUCCCGAGAAGGAGAGGCUCCUGCGCGAGGCAGAGUUCUUCCAACUCACCGACCUGGUCAAGCUGCUGUCGCCCAAGGUCACCAAGCAGAACUCGCUCAACGAUGAGGGCUGCCAGAGCGACCUGGAGGACAACAUUUCCCAGGGCAGCAGCGACGCACUGCUGCUGCGUGGGGCGGCGGCCAGCGCGCCCUCGGGCUCUGGGGCACAUGGUGUCAGUGGUGUAGUCGGUGGUGGCAGCGCUCCGGACAAGCGCUCUGGGUUCCUCACCCUGGGCUACCGUGGCUCCUACACCACAGUGCGAGAUAACCAGGCAGAUGCCAAGUUCAGGCGAGUGGCGCGCAUCAUGGUGUGCGGGCGCAUAGCCUUGGCCAAGGAGGUCUUUGGGGACACUCUUAAUGAGAGUCGCGACCCUGACCGACAGCCCGAGAAGUACACGUCCCGCUUCUACCUCAAGUUCACCUACUUGGAGCAGGCGUUCGAUCGACUAUCUGAGGCCGGCUUCCACAUGGUGGCGUGCAACUCCUCUGGCACCGCCGCCUUUGUCAACCAGUACAGAGACGACAAGAUCUGGAGCAGUUACACUGAAUACAUCUUCUUCCGACCACCUCAGAAAAUAGUGUCACCCAAACAAGAACAUGAAGACAGGAAACAUGACAAAGUCACAGACAAAGGAAGUGAGAGUGGAACUUCCUGCAAUGAGCUCUCCACAUCCAGCUGUGACAGCCACUCAGAGGCCAGCACUCCACAGGACAACCCAGUCAACACUCAGCAGGCUGCAGCUCACCAGCCUAACACCUUAACCUUGGAUAGACCCUCCAGGAAAGCACCUGUUCAGUGGAUGCCACCACCAGACAAGCGCAGAAACAGUGAACUCUUUCAGUCACUCAUCAGCAAGUCCCGAGAAACAAAUCUCUCCAAAAAGAAGGUCUGUGAGAAGCUAAGUGUAGAAGAAGAAAUGAAAAAGUGUAUUCAGGAUUUUAAAAAAAUCCACAUUCCAGAUUGUUUUCCAGAGCGCAAACGCCAGUGGCAAUCUGAACUGCUCCAAAAAUAUGGGUUGUAGUAAUGAUGAUGUUCUGGGAGUGUUAUGAUGGCAUUCAAUGUUUACUACAAUGUCACCGCCUAACUGAUGGCCGGUGUGAAUUCUUGCUGCUCUUUCCUUUUGGGAACAGUGGAUGUGGGACAGUAUUUUUUCAUUACUUUUAUUGUUGUUUUUAGAAACAUAAUUUAAAAUAUGAAACCAGUAAACAUGUGUCAAAAUGGUGUAUCUAUCCGAUUCAAGCCAUUUUGUAAUAAUGAACGUAUAAUGUGCAUGAUCAGGAAACGUAGAAUCUUGAUUUUCGAACUGUGGUUGACCAGACAUGUUUGUCAUUCUGUAAUUCACAAAACAACAAGGCAUUAUAUCAUACCAAUUCAGACAAGAAUGUGGAUGAAACGAUAUGAAAUAAAAACGUAAAGGAUGGUUUUAGGACCCAAAUAUACAACUGUUUAAAUGUUAAUGCAAUAAAACAAGUAUUAUUUUUUUUGCAUGAACACAAUGUUACAAAUAAAUCACAAGAAAUAAGGAAGAAUUGUUUGUUGCUUUGAAAGAAAAAUAUUAAAAAAUAAAGCAAAUAUAUAUACAUAAAUAAAUAUAUAUAUAAAGUUUCAGGCAAAGCCUGUAAUUGUAAACUGUCUAGGAAUUGAACAUUUUGUUCCAGACCUGUGGUUCUUUUGUGUAGAUGUAUGGUGUUUCUGUAUGUUAAGAUGGUGUAAAUAUGCCUUUUUCUGUUAUGUUACAGCAUCAACAUCCAUCUAUCAAUGCUAGUCAUGAUUAUUUCUGUGAAAUGAGUUUUUUUUCCAUCAGGCUGUGAAACUGGUAUAAUUAUUUAAAAGAUCCCAUUAUCAUGUUAAUCAAAAUAAUUGAAGGAAAUGGCAAAGAGCUUUAUGUCUUUAUUAAAAAAUGGAAAAUGACUUAGAAUUCCUUAAUUUCUUCUGACUUUUCUUUUAAAAAUAUUUUUAUAUCAUCUUUGAUGUUCAUUUAAAACACCAUAUUACAGAUAAGUUGAUAAAUUCAAAUGUUGGAAAGGUUAAACAUAAUUCAAAUUGAGAUAGAGUUCCAGAUC